CCCUCCCUUGUCCUUGUUCAAAAGAGAAACUUGUGCGUGUAAACUGCUCACUCCCAAGGAGACCAGGAGACUAGGCUGCCGGUGAAAGGGGAGAGGGUCUGCGGGUGCGGGAGAGGAUCGCAAAUCCUGCUCCAGCUCUCACCCCGCCCACCCCCACCUCCACCCCAACCCCAGGCCAUUUUCUAGCGGAGGGUGGGCCCCGGAGACAAACUAUCGCUUGGGGACAUUUGGGCCAGGCACACAAGGAGGAGUCGCCAGGGGUCUGGGUAGCUGGCGCUGGGAACGGGUUUUUGGGACGACACUCCGAAAGUGAGUCCAGCUGGGGAAAGAAAUUGCGGGCCCCUUGGGAGUUCCAGCUGUAGAGGAGGUGGGCCGGGAGAAAACUUUUCUUGGAAGGUAGAGGCCAAACUUUGCUGGGGCAGCGAGGGGCCGCGCUGAGCAGGAAGAUCGACUGGUCGGUGCCGCGGGAGGGCGCAGGGCGCAGGCCGGCUGGGGAGGGGGCCGGGGCGCGAGGCGGAGUCCGGGCCUGCCCUCAAGCUGGUGGGGGGCCCCCGACGGGCUGCACAUUCCCUCCGACUCCCGGGAUCCGCGGCAGGACCGGCCAGGAGGCGCCAUGGAGGGGAGUCCCAUCCCGGUGCUGACGGUGCCCACGGCGCCCUACGAGGACCAGCGGCCAACCGGCGGCGGGGGGCUGAGGCGGCCCACGGGUCUCUUCGAGGGCCAGCGCAACUACCUGCCCAACUUCAUCCAGAGUGUGCUGUCAUCCAUCGACCUGCGCGAUCGCCAGGGCUGCACCAUGGUGGUGGGCAGUGACGGCAGGUACUUCAGCCGGACGGCCACCGAGAUCGUGGUGCAGAUGGCCGCGGCCAACGGGAUUGGACGACUGAUUAUUGGACAGAAUGGCAUCUUGUCAACACCUGCUGUUUCCUGCAUUAUCAGAAAGAUCAAGGCAGCUGGCGGCAUCAUCCUAACAGCCAGCCAUUGCCCUGGAGGACCAGGGGGGGAAUUUGGAGUGAAGUUUAAUGUUGCCAAUGGAGGUCCUGCGCCAGAUGUUGUCUCAGACAAAAUCUAUCAGAUCAGCAAAACAAUUGAGGAAUAUGCCAUAUGUCCUGAUCUUCGAAUUGACCUAUCUCGACUAGGAAGACAAGAAUUUGACCUGGAGAACAAAUUCAAACCAUUUAGAGUGGAGAUAGUGGACCCAGUGGAUAUUUAUCUCAAUCUCCUUCGGACCAUCUUUGACUUUAACGCCAUAAAGAGUUUGCUGACUGGGCCUGGUCAACUGAAGAUCCGAGUUGAUGCCAUGCAUGGAGUUAUGGGACCCUAUGUGAGAAAAGUCCUGUGUGAUGAGCUGGGAGCCCCAGCCAAUUCUGCAAUAAACUGUGUUCCCCUGGAAGAUUUUGGAGGGCAGCAUCCUGACCCAAACCUGACAUAUGCAACAACCCUUCUGGAAGCUAUGAAAGGAGGGGAAUAUGGAUUUGGUGCUGCAUUUGAUGCUGAUGGGGACCGUUAUAUGAUCCUAGGCCAAAAUGGCUUCUUUGUGAGCCCUUCCGACUCCCUGGCCAUCAUUGCUGCCAACCUCUCUUGCAUUCCAUAUUUCCGUCAGAUGGGGGUCCGAGGGUUUGGGAGGAGCAUGCCCACCAGCAUGGCCCUGGACAGAGUGGCCAAGUCAAUGAAGGUGCCUGUCUAUGAGACCCCAGCUGGAUGGCGAUUCUUCUCAAACCUGAUGGACUCGGGACGGUGCUCUCUGUGUGGAGAAGAGAGCUUUGGCACUGGCUCCGAUCACCUCCGGGAGAAAGAUGGCCUUUGGGCUGUCUUGGUCUGGCUCUCCAUUAUCGCUGCCCGGAAGCAGAGUGUGGAGGAAAUUGUCCGAGAUCACUGGGCCAAAUUUGGCCGCCACUACUAUUGCAGAAGUAGCAGAGAACAAAACAGGUUUGACUAUGAGGGGCUAGAGCCUAAGACGACAUAUUACAUCAUGAGAGACCUGGAGGCCCUGGUCACAGACAAGUCCUUCAUCGGCCAGCAGUUUGCCGUGGGAAGCCACGUCUACAGUGUGGUGAAGACAGACAGCUUUGAAUAUGUGGACCCUGUGGAUGGCACUGUGACCAAGAAACAGGGUCUGAGGAUCAUUUUCUCAGAUGCUUCACGGCUCAUCUUCCGGCUCAGUUCCUCCAGUGGCAUGCGGGCCACCAUCAGACUGUAUGCAGAGAGCUUCGAGAGGGAUCCCAGCGGCCAUGACCAGGAGCCACAGGCAGUGCUGAGCCCUCUCAUAGCCAUUGCGCUGAAAAUAUCCCAGAUCCAUGAGAGAACCGGCCGGCGGGGCCCCACGGUCAUCACCUGAAGGGAGGAAGAACCCUCACCAGGCCCGAAAGACAGCGCUCAGCGGAGACACUGCACCACGCCUUCUUGCUACCUGUGUGUGCCUCUUAGGACUUUGGGGACAAAAAGAAAAAGAUCUUUUGCUGGUGGGAGGUGGGGGUGGGUAUCUGGGGAAAGAAAAAAAUCUGUUUUGUUUGGGUUUGAGUCAGUUCCUCCAAAUGCAAUAGGGGCUUCAGUUGUCUGUUAAAGCUGCACUAUCCUUUGAUAUCUAUAGUUUAUCACACAGAGGAACCUCCCCUUUUAAGAAAGAAUAAAUAGGCUAGAAAACCGCUGGUCAUGACCUCUGGGCAUCAUUGGUGCCAGAUGAGAAAAGGUUCUGAAAUAAUGGAGUAGAGCGUAGUGGCAGAAUUGAGCUGACCCUAAGCUGUGAGUGCCCCUGGACGGACCUGAGAAGGCUCUCCGCAGCAUGGAGGAGUGUCUAGCUUUUCAUCCUAGGUCAGGUCUCCCACGGGGAAAGUUGUAGAACUCCUCCUAGCCCACCUUAUAUGACUGCCAACCACCUGGUGGCCUGCUUUCCCAUGCUCCCAUCUCCAAAGUCCCUGUGCCACCUUCUCUCACAUCUUCUAAAGCUUUCUAUAAAUCACAAUGGCACACUUUCCACAGAACACAUCAAAGGGUGUUUUUCUCUUUUAUUUUGUACGUACUAUUAUUUUGGCUAUUAAGCUGGCUGCAUUCCUUCAAAUUCAGCCAUUCAUUAUGCGGGUGGGAAGCAGUUUCUUGGCAGGACUCUGCAAAAGAAUGCUUACAUUUUUCGGGCCCUCCCUUGAUGAUAUUGCCUAGGUUGUUACAUGGGUUUAUUAUACUCAUUCCUCCUGGGAAGACAAACUAUCCCCAUGUCUGCUAUCUCUCUGACUUUCUCUCUGUUAUCUUAUCUCCUAAUCGGGGCUUAUUUUAAUGCAGUUGUUUGGACACAGUUCAGAUUUUACUUAUAAUGGCUGUAAAAGGAGACAGUGAAAUGCUGUGAAAGUAGGAAAUACAGGGGAUGCUGGAAGAAAACCUUACUGGUGGUACAGUUAUGGGCCUGAUGAGAUGGAGGGCAGAGUGGGGGUCCCCUGCUGGAAGGCAGAGGGUCACAACUGGCUUUCUUUGCCCAAGAAAAGGAUAUUGCAGCUCUAGCCGCCUCCGUCAGCACUCAGCCAGGGCACUAGGUGCAUGGGACCUGUUUGCAUAUGUUUUGCUUCCUUGGGAACGGCACUCUCACUUAUCGUGUCAUUUGCACAGAUGACGUGGUGUGCUUUGACUGUUAAGCAAUGUGUUAUUGCUGUAGUCAAGAUGAGUACAAGCAGAGAAACAUGCCCAAUAAGGUGUUUGUUUCCAUUUUCUAUCUAUGCUUCUGUCAGAAAUUUGCUAGGACUUUUAGUAUCCAAUAAAAAAGAAAUUACGUAUUUCAACCUGA
Messenger RNA from Hipposideros armiger (great roundleaf bat), 3772 nucleotides. RefSeq names its product phosphoglucomutase 5 (gene PGM5). Gene Ontology annotation, biological process: carbohydrate metabolic process; striated muscle tissue development; myofibril assembly. Gene Ontology annotation, molecular function: magnesium ion binding; phosphoglucomutase activity. The record is from RefSeq and is a predicted model, not a curated record. The coding region runs from base 614 to 2338 and encodes 574 amino acids. NCBI's taxonomy places the organism in Eukaryota, Metazoa, Chordata, Mammalia, Chiroptera, Hipposideridae. The transcript has 12 exons. Gene Ontology annotation, cellular component: cytosol; cell-substrate junction; sarcolemma.